AUGGUGGUUUGUGUGGGUCAAAAUCAUGCCAACCCCAACCAGCCGCCACUCUACCAACAAUCAAAUAUGAGAAACAAUCUAAGCAACAUGCAGACAACAAAUUUUCCGCCCACUAUACGAACUACAGGCAAAUCACAAUCGAUAUUGAUCAAUAGCAAUGGAGGUGUAGCAGGUGCUAGCAGUGCUGCAAGACAUCGUCAAAGUGAGAUAGAUAAAAGCCGUUCCUUUGAUUUUGACUAUUGCAAUUACAAUGCUCCCGGCAAUAAUAUCAAGAGUCAACAUAGUAAUAACUCCUUGAUAGGUAGUCAAAAUUUGUUGAAUCGUGAGGCUGCUUUAAGACUGGAAUUCGAUAAGAGCCGUUCAUUUGAUGAGGACUAUCGAGAAGCGGUGGUUACAAAUAAUAAUUUAAAUGCCAAUGCUAUGAGAUAUUUGCAGGCCAAUGAGAAUAGUGAUAGAAAUCAUGUGGCGCGCAUAAGACGCAACUCACCGGUGGAGGGAAAUGGACGAAAUACACGAAGUCCCCAGUCAUCGGGUUCGUCUUGUAAUAACUUAAGUGUGCCACGUUCCACCACCAGUCCACAAAAUUAUGGCACACGUUUGUGUGAUCAUGAAAUGACUUAUGAUUUAAUGCGCAAAUCUUUAGAUCGUUCACCUAUAAUGGAUUUUCGACGAGGCGAUAGUGUGAGUGGCGGGGAUUAUGAUAUACCCAUGUCUAUGUUAAGAAAUCGUGAAACCAUCAAUUCGGGCGGUAAUUCUGAAUUGAAUUUUAUGAACAGUGAUAAUAGGCAAUAUGAACAUAUGAGUUCGAAUUCUUUGAAACAACAAAGAUCACUAAGAAGAACUCACAGUCCCAAUGAGUCACAUUAUUCACUGGAACGAGCACACACUGCUGGCUCCAGAGAUGAUAUAACACCAAACGAACCAAAUGACUAUCGCAAUGAGUAUAAUGAGUUAUACCGUCGCACCAGAAUUUUAUUUUGUUUUAUUUUUAUAAUAUUUUGUUUUUAUAGUGAUUUAUUUAAAUCAAAAACAACAAAUUUUCCUCUAAAUAACACAACAUCAACAACAACAAACGCAAAACAGCAACAACAAUUGCUAAAAGAUUGCUCUAAACAAACCUGCUCCUAUUGGCCACAAUGUGGAGCCUGUCAAAAUCUACAACAACAACAACCCAACUAUGAAUAUUUGAAAUCUUUACCACUCAAACGACAAACUGCUCAAAAUUUCCAACAUAUUGAAGAGGAAAUGAAAACAAAAGGACUGACUUCCUCCUCCACCACCGGCAGCAGCAGCAACAGCAACAGCAGCUGCACAAACGAUGAUAUCAAUAAUGGAAAAUCUUUAACGCAACUCAAUGCCAAUAUAUCCACAGUUAAAAUAAAUAUUAAUACAAAUUCCACAACUCAACAAAACCAAACGGAAGAUUGUCCAACAACAACACUGACACGCCUACCUAAAUCUACCACUCAAUGGACAUUAUUAUGUAAAAAUGCCUUGGCCUCCAAUACAGCAACUAACACUUCAAUUGUAGAACCGAAUAUCAAUACUGCUGCAGCAUUUACCAAUACCGUUGUCAAUGUCAAAUCAUCUCCGUUGAUGACAACAAAAUUAACGGAAACAGGCAAGACAGUGACGGCCACAACAACAACAACAACAAACGCAACACAAAUACCAUUAUCAACAUCCACAACAUCAUUGGCUUUGUCGUUAACGUCAUCAACAUCUAACAACAAUAAAAUGACAACAUUUCAUCAACAGCCUCGAGUUAUACCCUUAGCUGCCACUUCUUUAGUAUUUUUGGGUGAUUUUGAAAUGCCCAUUACCCGUGAUCGUACUGAUUGUAAUGACAUUUAUGAGACAACACCAACAAAACCAAUAACAACAACAUCAUUAUCAACGGCAGUGGCAACAACAUCCUAUAAUAUUGAUAAUAAUUUCGCUAUUUAUGAGGCAAAAAUACAAGACAAUCUCAAGAGAAUAUGUGCCACUACAACCACAAAUGAAAAACAAACAAGAAAAUAUCAAACAAAUAAAUUUAAAGAGAAAAAUAACAACAACAAGCUGAUGAUGAGAAAAAUUAAAGAAAUUGAAGCAGAUGAUUGCAAUGGCAGUACAAGCAGUAGCAGCAGCAGUUGCAACGAAAGUAGCAUUACAAGUAGUUGUGGCAGUAGUAAUGAUAACAAUUGUUCUAAUACAACUACAACACCAACCACAACAGUUAAUCAGUCUGUGGUCUCGACUAGAAAACGUAAGAAUGUGAGAAUGAAAGCGGCUAAACUACAGCGUUAUAGCCGACGUCCUAGAAUGUCCUUGCCAAAUAUUUGGUUAAAUGUAGCAGUUGAGCAAGAGAAGCGGAAUGAAGAUGUCCCAAAAAGUAAACAACAAAGGUAAGUGGAUUAAUUGUAUUCUUAUUCUUUAUGGAAAUGAUGAACAAAUUUUUAUAAAUUUAGUAAACUAAGGGAAAAGGGAAAUUGUAGGAGAAUAUUCUAUAAAAAGGGACAUUUUUUUCUAUGAAAAAUAGCGAAAUUUUUGUACGAACAAAGGGACAUUUUCGAAAAUUUUCUAUGAAAAAAAAAUAAUUUUUUUAUGAAAAAAGAGUAAUUUUCCUUUAAAAAAAGGAAAUUUUUUAUGAAAAAAAGCUAAUUUUCUGAAAAUUUUCUAAG
Molecule: messenger RNA, 2663 nt
Organism: Lucilia sericata (common green bottle fly)
Lineage: Eukaryota; Metazoa; Arthropoda; Insecta; Diptera; Calliphoridae
Product: mucin-5AC-like
Exons: 3
Coding region: 1-2391 (796 amino acids)
Source: RefSeq, a predicted model, not a curated record